AUGAGCUUGGGAAUUAGAGUAUGCGAUAAUGCUAGGGCGUACCCCACAUGCGACGCGCAGAUGCAGCACCCGGCGUCUGUGGGAAAUGGACAAGGGUUGCUGCUCCAGGGACGGGGGCAGCGUAAGAGGCGAGUCCAGGAGGUGAGCUUGAGGAUUGCCAGUUGGAAUGUGGGUACGAUGACUGGGAGAGGACGAGAGCUAGCAGAUGUUUUGGAAAGGAGACGGAUAAAUAUAGCGUGCUUGCAGGAGACGAAGUGGAAGGGUAUAGUGUUAGAUAGAGAGCUCAAGAAUAAGGUGAUGGAUGUGAAAAGAGUGAAUGAUAGAGUUAUUGCAGUAAAACUGUUGAUUGAAGACUCGGUUUUAAAUGUCGUUAGUGUGUAUGCGCCGCAAACGGGAUGCGAUGACAGUAUGAAAGAAAGAUUUUGGGAGGAUUUUGAUGCGGUAAUAAUGAAAGUACCAGAGUGUGAGGAAAUAUACAUUGGGUGGGACUUUAAUGGACAUGUGGGAAGGAUGAAUGACGGGUAUGAGAGGGUGCAUUGGGGCAGAGGUUACGGAGUUAGGAACCGAGACGGUGAAGCUCUACUUGAAGCAGCCUUGGCCUUUGACUUAGCAAUAGCCAACACAUUCUAUCAAAAACGGGAACAACACCUUAUCAAAUACCGUAGUGCUCUACACUUUACCCAAAUUGACUACAUUCUUUUAAGAAGAAACAGGCUAAAAUCGGCCAAGGACUGCAAGGUAAUACCGAGUGAGAGUCUCGUCUCCCAGCAUAGGCUACUGCUCCUGGACUUAACUCUGAAAGUUCAGAGUUUAAAUAAGAGCCCGAAGCCCCCAGUUAGAACGAAAUGGUACAGAUUGGAUGAUAGGGAGGUGGCUGUAGAAUUCCGGGAAAGAGUGGUUGGUAAAAUGAUAGAGAUGGGAGAUAUGGUGGGGGUGGGAGUAAACGAGUGCUGGAGUGAGAUGGCAACGUGGGUGCGAAGUGUGGCAAGGGAUGUCUUAGGGGAAACGAAAGGGAAAAGGAAGAUAGAGAAGGAUACAUGGUGGUGGAAUGAGGAAUUACAGAAAGUCGGAUAA
Molecule: messenger RNA, 1074 nt
Organism: Melitaea cinxia (Glanville fritillary)
Lineage: Eukaryota; Metazoa; Arthropoda; Insecta; Lepidoptera; Nymphalidae
Product: craniofacial development protein 2-like
Exons: 3
Coding region: 1-1074 (357 amino acids)
Biological process (GO): chromatin remodeling
Cellular component (GO): nucleus
Source: RefSeq, a predicted model, not a curated record